Molecule: messenger RNA, 1769 nt
Organism: Varroa destructor (honeybee mite)
Lineage: Eukaryota; Metazoa; Arthropoda; Arachnida; Mesostigmata; Varroidae
Gene: POLDIP2
Product: DNA polymerase delta interacting protein 2
Biological process (GO): error-free translesion synthesis
Cellular component (GO): mitochondrial nucleoid; nucleus
Molecular function (GO): DNA binding
Source: RefSeq, a predicted model, not a curated record
AUAGUGAUAUAGCAUUGAAGGGACUGAGGUGGCCAUUCGUCUGAUUCGCGUCGUCUGCUCAAGCUUGCUAUGUGAAACCAAUGUAAAUACGGCAUGGCUACGAGCGUGAUGCAAAGGACCCUUAGAGGAACUUUACCUAGUUUCGUGUCACAAAUUGGUCGGCGAUGCUACGUAAAAUUGGCGGAAGUUGGCCGGCUGGAUAGUCCAAGGGAGAGUAAAUAUGAGACUGGUCAGUUGUUUCUCCACCGCGUAUUCGGCUAUCGAGGCGUAACACUCUUUCCAUGGACUGCACGGGUCUAUGACAGAGACCAAUCCACAGGCCGCGACAGUGCAAGUGAGGCAGAACCACAGGUUACAGAAGCGUUUCUUCAUCCGCGGAUUGUCAAUGGUCAGACCCAAAUAUACUAUCAGGUGCUGAUCGACUUGCGAGACUGUCCGUUUGUUCGCACGCAAACAGAGGCGGUUACGUUUCUGGGCAAUCAAGAUAAUAGUAAAGCGUCAUUGUAUUCUUUGCCCGGGCUCGAUUACGUAUCGCAUGAGGACAUUCUUCCGUAUACAGCCACUAAUGAGCAGAUGAUCCAACAUGAACUUUUUGACAAAUUUCUCAUGCCCGAACCCCAUAAAGAUCCGCCGUUUGGGCCCCGGGAAACGCUUCGCGCCUGGCAGGAUAAGAACCACCCGUGGUUAGAGUUAAAUCAGGUUCACAAAGAGACGACGGAAGACGUGCGCGUGACAGUAAUGCCAUUUUACAUGGGCUCUCGGGCGAAUCCGGGGGCAAAUCCAGAAGCAACUGUGUACUGGUGGCGCUAUUGUAUACGGCUUGAGAAUCUAAGUGACAGAGCGGUGCAAUUGCGAGAACGUCAUUGGCGAAUCUUCUCGCAGUCCGGCACCCUAGAGACAGUUCGUGGUCGCGGUGUAGUCGGGGAGGAACCUAUUUUAAACAAGCGCUACCCUGCAUUUCAAUACGGUUCUCACGUGUCUUUACAAGCACCUAGUGGCCAUAUGUGGGGAAAUUUUCGAAUGGAACGUGAGGAUGGCUACAUGUUUGACUGCAAAAUCCCACCGUUCAGCCUUGAAAGUAAAAGUGACCCUGAAUAAAAUAUAGAAGUACAGGUUUGUGUGAUCAAAAAACGACGCUGAAAUCAUGCUGAGUUGUUUGGACUCCGGACAUGAACACUCGAUCUGCAAAUUUCAAGCAGCUUAUUAGUUGGCAAAUGGACGAGUACGAAUUAUGCAGGUUCUUCACUCAUGCUUCUUUAGUUCGCUUUGUAGAGUAGUAUGUUGUCUAUAGUAUUGAACCCCAUAUAAGGAAUAUGCUGACUCUGAAACGACAAGGCGUUGUACGCUAUGUAAGCACAUGUAUCAUUAAAAAGUCAUAAUAUGCCUCAACACAAUUGAACCAAGCAAAGAAAUGUAAGUGGAAUUGCUCUAGAAAACAUGUGCGCUUUUCAUAUUUGUCUACUAUUAAUCGACUUGUCGUUUCGAGGAUUUUCGAAGUUGUACAGAGUGAAGAUAUUGGUAGUACAGUAGAGCACAGAACGGUGGCUCGAUUGUGCAGGGAUGUAGAUUGAGGGGACAGAGAAUAAAUUUCAUGUCAUGUAUCGAAAAUGAUAUAACAUGCCCCACAUAACGCAAAACGUCUAAAGGUGCCCUCGUAUUUGUAGAUCAGAUAGGCAUUAUCCACAUACGAACUUACUAAAUGGAAAUCAUUGUCCAAGAAGAUGAUUAAUAAACACGAAAAUACGUGCACUCAUAAAUCUUAAUAAAAU